This is a messenger RNA of Mastomys coucha (southern multimammate mouse), 3876 nucleotides long. It is a transcript of the gene Pex26, whose product is annotated as peroxisomal biogenesis factor 26. The transcript has 5 exons. Bases 397 to 1308 code for a protein of 303 amino acids. Gene Ontology annotation, biological process: protein import into peroxisome membrane; protein import into peroxisome matrix. Gene Ontology annotation, molecular function: ATPase binding; protein-containing complex binding. The record is from RefSeq and is a predicted model, not a curated record. Gene Ontology annotation, cellular component: peroxisome; peroxisomal membrane. Lineage: Eukaryota; Metazoa; Chordata; Mammalia; Rodentia; Muridae.
CGCCCCAGGGCGCGCGCGUGCGCCGUUGUGGCGAAGCGGGGUGGGGCGGAGGUGUCCGCUGUAGUGGCUUCCCAGUGCGGGUUUUCUGUUGUCGCGCUCUCUACUUUGGGAGCCUUCGUGCUUUUAGCACAGGUCCAGGAACGGGAGGAACUAGUUCUGGACCUUAAGUCCUGAAUAGGCCAGUCCCCAAGUGUUAGACUGUUGGCAAGCUCAGGCUUUGCCCGGGGUCCAGCGCCUUCAUGGUCCUUCCCUAGGAACAGACCCGGAGAGGCGUGGAGGGAAGAGUGCGAGGCUUGCGGGUCAUCCACCAGGCCCACUCCGGAUUUCCAGGAAGCUCCGGAGAAGUUGUCCUCCUGACGAGUGAGGAGACCUGGUCGAACCCAGGAAGCUCCCAGGAUGGCUAUGAAGAGCGACGCCUCGACUUCUGCAGCCCCUUUGAAAGGGCUCGUGGGCCCUCUGCGGAGCAGCGAGCCCGCGCUCGCCCUCCCGGCCGUGUCACCCGCGGUGCACCUGCUGGAAGAGGCGGCCGACCUGUUGGUGGUGCACCUGGACUUCCAUGCCGCACUAGAGACUUGCGAACGAGCCUGGCAGAGCCUGGCGGAGGAGCCCGCGAGUGGCACCAUCGUGGAGGUGAAAUGCUCCCUGUGUGUCGUGGGGAUCCAGGCUCUGGCAGAAAUGGAUCGAUGGAGAGAAGCCCUGUCCUGGGUCCUCCAGUAUUAUCAGGUUCCUGAAAAGCUGCCUCCCAAAGUCCUGGAGCUGUGCAUCCUUUUGUACAGCAAAAUGAAAGAACCUGGAACUGUGCUAGGUGUGGCCGGUGCCUGGCUCCAAGACCCAGAUAACCAGGGCCUUCCUGAAUAUGGAUCAUUGGCCAAACUUCACCUGCUCCAGCUGCUGCUACCCUUGGGUCGCUUGUCAGAGGCCGAGGAGCUGGCAGUGGGCUGUGCGGCCUUCAGCGAGGAGCAGCAGGUGGAAGUGCUCCAGGCCAUCCACACAGCACGACAACAGCCCACGAAGGAGCACUCGAACCCCCAGGAGCCCCAGGAGCUGAGCCAGGAAGGUUCCUUCUCUCAUAAGUUGCUGUCACUGCUGGUGCUGCUUCGACGGCUUUGGGGCUCUGUGGUGAGCCACCUCGUCUCUCAGCCCUUCAGAAAGGGCCUCCUGGCUGCCUUGAUCCUCUGCCUCUUGGUUCUACGGUUUGACCCAGCAGCUCCUUCUUCGCUGCCCCUCCUCUACCAGCUGACCCAGCUCUUCCGCCGGAUCCAGAAUGCCACACUUUCUCGGCUCUACCCACUCACCCUCCGGGACUGAGUGGUCCUACCUGGCUGCCUCUGACAAUCCACAUCUACAGCAGCAGAAAAGUUGAGCCCAGUGGCUGGGUCCGAGAUGGCACCAUGGAAGUGGGUCCAUUCAUUCUAGAAAGAGUGACCAGGGCAGGUGAGCCGUGGCUUGCUGCCUUUGAACCCUCCCUUUGGUAUCCCUCUGUGGCCGGCCUCAAAGGGAGUGCGGGAACAGUGGUGCCUGAGGCCCAACACACAGAACACAAGUCUGACUGCCCAGGACACUGCAACAGCUCCUCAAAAAGGAGGGUUUUAGGAGCAGGAGGUAUUCUGGUUUCUUGACAAAGGCAGAGGGUGACUUUCCAGAUCGGGUGCCGAGGGACCUGGAGUUUGCAAAUGUGGUGGAGUGGCCCUUGGUCAUUUACCUCUGAAAACUGCUCCAUAGCUCAGUAUUUGAAUUUGAGUAAAACCAGAGGUCCCCACGCCCCCACAGCCCUCCCACAGAUGCUGGAAUCAGCCCACCAUCCCCCUAUUGGUCCCGUAGUGGUAGUGGGGCAAGAGGCUUUCUGCUAGAGGCAUUUUGCUGUUCAGACAGGAUGUGGCUUCUGACCCACCCAGGCUCACCAGGUGGCCACUGGGAGCAAAGUGAGCCUGCCUGACCUUAUCUCUGGGGAAUGUGAUCUUUCUGGGUUCCGCUGAGUCUUAGCUCAGUUUUCCAGCAUGCCAAGGGCCAAGCGCUACUCUGAACUGAACACAAAGCAUGUUCUGGACCCAGUGUCUUCCUACCCUACCCCACCUCCUUCUGACCUGUCCAGCCAACUGUGUCUCACCACUGUCCCUCCUUGAUUCUUUCUCUGGGUCCUAGUUGUGGUCUGUUGUUUGAAUGAUGCCCAAGUCUCUCUGCUCAUGUGGUGUGAAAAGUAGGCCAGGGUCAGGGCUGAGAGCUGAAAAUGGAACUGGGUAAUCAGGUGAGUUGCAAGAUCCAUGGGGGCUGGGGGGGUGUUUGGGUCGAAGGGACAAUCCCAGGGAGGAGGCACUGCACACACCUCAGCAUGUCUGUGUAAGAAAGUACAGAAUACUAUGGUGCCACCAGGAUGGAGGCCCUCAGUCACCGCCCACACUGGAUCUCUGACACCAGAUGGCAAGAGGGCAGAAGUUUUGCUAGCCCUUUGUUGGUUGAUAAUUAGGAACUGAGUCAACAGAGGAAACUUCACAGACACUUGGAAUUCCAUCAAAAUCCUGAAGACUUGGGAACUAGAACCAUUAUUUAUUUUUUAUUUUUUAUUUUUUGUAUGCCUUUUAAAUAGACCCUAGAUCACUGGGGAGAAAAAAGGAUUCAGGAAGGGUUGGAAUCCCUUGGCAGUGAUUCCUUCACUGUUUUUGUCCAACUUGACCCGGAACGCCUGGGCUCUAGUGCUGAACUCCACCCUCCAGCCUCUGGAACCUCUGACUCACACACCUUAUGACAAUGGUUUUGAAAUGAGGAUCUGUACAUUCACUGCUCUAGAAGAAACUCCUCAGUGGCUUCCAUGGCCUACAGGAUACAAAUCCGGAUUCUCUUUAAUAGAACCUUAGCCCAGCAUUUGCAGGUUUGGCUGGCUGACAGCUCCUUCUCCAUUUUGUCGUGUUCUCUGAGCAGGCUGCCUUCUAGCUGCCCAACCCUCCCUGUGUUGGUUUAGCUGUAACUGCUGGAGGGUCUUGUAGCAGCUCUGUUCCAGAUCCUUGGCUCUCCAGGCUCGCUCGAGGGUUACCCAGCAUUCUUUGUUUCCCAGCCCCUGUCCCCUGCCGCUCCUGCAGUAGGGGCUUGGUGGUGGUGGGACCAUUUACCUCUCUGCCAGUGCCAGUGAGGCUGUAAAGCAAGGCUGCGCAGUGUUUGAGUCGGGCACACAUUCCUGUGUGGGUGAUUGUUGGCCAGGGUUCAGCCUUCUCUGUAAGUCGGUCCUCUUCUCACAGGGCCUCUUCCAUGAGUAAAUGGGUACUUUCCACAGUUCCUGUGAGCAGUGGCUGUUCCCAGGCCCAGCUGAGCAUGGGCGGGUCCUCAAGGGGGUGAGUGGAUUGGUGGAAGAGGACAUGCGCUUCUGGUGCGAGCCGUCCUGUGCUGUGAAACCCUGAACAGACCGGCUUGUCUUUCUGCUCUCUCCCGAUGCUCUUCAUAGUCAUUCUGCUGGUGGCCCACGGGGCGGGGCUCUGGUUAUUUUUACCUGACUGCUGCGGGGCUGCCUGUACCCUAACCACCUGCCUAUCCGGUGAGGCACUCGAAUCCCAAACUGCUGCUGUUACUUUGACCUUUCCGAGGAUAGAGGCUAGUCCUCAGCUCUGGGCUUAAAGAUGUCAGAGUGAAGGGAGGGCCUUCUUGGUAGACCCAGCCCAGCGGCCACCAGCCAAAGGUGGCUUUUGAGCGUUUGAAUUGUGGCUCAUCCACGUGCACACACACACGUUUCAGCACAGUACGUGCUGUAAUCGUAAAACGUACACACUGGAUUUCAAAGACCAAGUACUAAAAAAUAAAAUGAAAGAAUGGAAAUACAAAGAUUUUUAUAUUGACUAUGUUGAAAUAAUAAUUUGGAUAUAUUGGGUUAAAUAAAAUCAAUUAAACUCA